AUGUCUAAAGUCCAAACGCUGAGAGCUUUUGUCCAGCAGCGACUAAGUGCGGCUGCUGAAGAGAUAUUUGAGCUGUUUGAAAGAACGAUAGCAGAGUACGAGGAGGAACUUUGUGGACAACGCAAACUACUGGACGCUGUUUUCAAGCCUGAAGUCCGGUUACACAGAGCAGGUUUGUGCACUUUACUGCUUAUUCUCGCUGGAAACUGCUGGGAGUCUUCGUCUAGGGCCCAAUGUCCAGGCUCAGACUUGGAGGCGCGUUCCCGGCAAAAGUCCAGUUGUUUAUUGUUGAAAAAGGACGAUGUUCCCCCUGAGCAGCAGGGGUGGUGCCCCGGCCUGGACCAGGAGGACCCGCAAGAACCCCCAAACAGCCCCAGCCUGGACCAGGAGGACCCACCAGAGCCCCCACACAUUAAAAGCGAUUGGAGCCCCAGUCUGGACCAGGAUGACCCACCAGAACCCCCACACAUUAAAGAGGAACAGGAGGAACUCUGGACCAGUCCGGAGGGAGAGCAGCUUCUAGGGUUGGAGGAGGAGUUCACAUUCACUCCAGUCCUUAUGAAGAGUGAAGAAGACAAUGAAGAGAGACCUCAGUCCUCGCAGCUUCAUCAAAGACUCACUGAACAAAUGAAAACAGAAGCUGAUGGAGAGGACUGUGGAGGACCAGAACCAGCCAGCAACUCGGAUCCACAUAGAUAUUUACAACCAGCUACUCAUGUCAGGACAUCAUGCUCCUCUGAACCUCAGACCGAUGAGAUUUGUGAAUGGCAGGGGACCAUGGAAACUCGAUCAGGAGUAAACCCUCUGAAAAUUAACAGUGGAUGUAACACUGUUGGUAAAUCAUUUAGCUGCUCUAAGUGUAGUAAAGUAUUCCGCCACAACUCGGGUCUGAAGAGACACAUGAGAAUUCACACAGGCGAGAAAUCAUUUAGUUGUUUUGUCUGUGGUAGAAGAUUUGCACAUAAGUUUCAACUGAGACAGCACUUGACCGUCCAUUCAGGGGGGACACCCUUUAGUUGUAUAGGUGAAACAUUGGCAAAAAGCUCAGAUUUGACCUCACAUUUAAGGGUUCAUACAGGAGGAAAACCUUUUACAUGCUCAGUUUGUAAAUCAAGUUUUCGUUCCAGACGCAAUUUGUCCAGACACAUGAGAAUCCACAC
Messenger RNA from Micropterus salmoides (largemouth bass), 1160 nucleotides. Its product is annotated as zinc finger protein 2 homolog. NCBI's taxonomy places the organism in Eukaryota, Metazoa, Chordata, Actinopteri, Centrarchiformes, Centrarchidae. The record is from RefSeq and is a predicted model, not a curated record. Gene Ontology annotation, molecular function: DNA-binding transcription factor activity, RNA polymerase II-specific; RNA polymerase II cis-regulatory region sequence-specific DNA binding. Gene Ontology annotation, biological process: regulation of DNA-templated transcription.